AUGGCGAGGAGAACUAGAAGAUCGAACUCGCCUCGGUCUUCCACAGAAAGAUCAUCUGAUGAGGAAGUAGUUGAGGUUACGACAGCUAGUUCUAUGAGUUCAAAGAAACGGCGUAGUCGUCGCUCAUCUCGGUAUUCUACCAAGAAGGAUUCUACAGGUCCUUCACCACUAGAUGAGGAAGCAAGGAACGAAGGUGUGAGAGCUAGCCAAACAAAAUCCAAGAAGCAUCGCAGCUCUCGAUCAUCUCGACAUUUAACAGAAAAUGGGUCAUCUGAUGUAGAAGAAAAUGAGGUUGUGAAAGCUAGUCAUAGAAGUUCCAAAAGAAGAAGCAGUCGUCGGUCGUCUCGAUAUUCUGCAGAACCUGCGUCUGAUGAAGAAGAAAACGAGAGAGCCAUUCAUAGAAUUUCCAAGAUAGCUCACAGUCAUCGGUCGUCACGGGUUUUGGUGAUAAGUCCAUCCGACGAAGAUGACAAUGAUCUGUUGACAACAACAAGUUCGAAAAAGACACGCCGCAGUCGUCGCUCAUCCGUCGAAACUAGACGAGAUAAUUGCCGUUUGAUGAUAGGCGCAGGUAUUUGCACUUUGGGGAUCUUUGUGGCUGUUGUUGCUGUAAUUCUUAUCCUCCAACGCCAGAAUACAACCCCUGAUGAAGGCUUGAUAGCACAAGAAGAACCUCCUACUGCUGCGCCGCAAUACUCCGUACCAUCUACGAAAGAGCCCACGGCUUCUCCGACGAGUGAGCGCACAACCAGCCCUGCACCUUCCACGACGUUUUCGCCGAGUGAUUCUCCAUCAUUUUACCCAAGCGUAAAUCCGAGUGUUUUACCUUCCAUCGUUCCUUCGGCAGCUCCUUCAGUUAACCCAAGCGAGUCUCCGACAAUAACGCCGACUUCAGAACCAAGUCCCGCACCGACCACUACAUUCAGACCAACAUCUUCUCCCACUCCGCCCCUGUACCCUCGGACGAUUGUUCUUCAGUCUCGCCAAUUUCUACAACGAGGAGAAUUUGUCUCCUCGCCAUCGCGCGACUAUCGAGUGGGUCUUUCCACCACUGGUGAAUUUGUCUUGCUGGAUUCUGAUGGCAAUGAAAUAUGGAGACCCGAUGCCAUGGACGCCAUAGGUGCCGAGGAUCUAUAUCUGCAAGCAGAUGGAAACUUGGUAAUGAGGGAUGCGAGCGGGGAUUCCAUGUGGUCCACCAAGACGUCGACCAGUAGCGCGUCACUCUUUGUGCUGGAUGAUGGCGGGAUUAUCGGCUUGAUACAAACCUUUCGUACAUCCACCGAGUCAACCUUUGUUUGGAUGAAGGGUGUUCCCCGGGGUACUUAUAAUGGUCAGCCGGAUGGUAGUGCGAUUUCCUAUCCGAUUCGUGGUGCCUUUUACUACCCUUGGUUUCCAGAAACUUGGACUGUUGGGGGAAAGCGGGCCAAAUUUGCUCCAGACGUUGGUUGGUAUCAUUCUGGUGAUCCGACGGUUGUCCGCAAACACAUUGAACAAUUGGAAUAUGGCAGGAUCGAUUUGGGAGUUGCUGCUUGGUUUGGAAUUGAUACGAACAAUGAUAUCGGAAGGAUUACACAAAUUCUGGAACUAACAGAAGCAUCCAACUCACCCCUGAAAUGGGCAUUAUACUAUGAAAUGUUUGAAAAGGUUCGAACAGUGGAAGAAAUUCGAAGCGACUUGGAAUAUAUCAAGAAGUGGUACUGUUGGCAUCCUUCGUAUGCUCAUAUUGCAGGCAAACCGGUCAUUUUCAUUUAUCAGUCUAGAGGUUGUGAUAUUAUCCAGAACUGGGUCGAAGCCAGUCAAGGCGAAUGGUAUCUUGUUCCUAAAAUCUUCAUUGGAUACGGUGGAUGCGAUGCCCAACUAAAUCCCGGCAAGUACCAUCAGUAUGCACCAGCCCAAGCAGUGGAGCAAUACGAUGGACUCGCCUUUACAAUAUCCCCUGGGUUCUGGAAGGCCGACGAAGAUGAGCCGAGGCUUGCUCGAUUGGAUAAGUCGACCUGGUGUCAAAACGUGCAGAGUAUGGUCGAUAGUAAUGCUCCGUGGCAACUGGUUACGACCUUCAAUGAAGCUGGUGAAGGGACUAUCAUUGAGCCAUCGAGAGCCAAUUGGCCAAGUGCUUCGGGCUAUGGAAUAUAUUUGGAUUGCCUCCACGACGUUUAUUGA
Messenger RNA from Cylindrotheca closterium, 2160 nucleotides. NCBI's taxonomy places the organism in Eukaryota, Bacillariophyta, Bacillariophyceae, Bacillariales, Bacillariaceae. The record is from the annotation of a GenBank genome assembly.